AUGUCAUCCAAAACUAGAUAUUAUCUGGAACAAUGUAUUCCAGAAUUAGAUGAUUUAGUAGACAAGAAGCUAUUUACAAAAAAUGAAAUCUCCAAAAUCAUGAGAAAAAGAACUGAUUUCGAACAUCGUUUGAAUUCCAGAGGGUCCAGUACUAAUGACUAUAUGAGAUAUAUUGCAUAUGAAAAUAAUGUGGAAAAUCUACGUAAGAAACGUGUGAAAAGAAUUUUACAAGCAGGUAAGACAAACAGUAUAUCAGAUUGGUCUAUUGGUCAAAGGAUUAUAUUUAUUUACCAAAGAGGAACGAAUAAGUUUCCUCAGGACUUGAAAUUAUGGGCAAUGUAUUUGCAAUACUUAAAGACUAGAGGUGCGGAAACGUCUUAUAAGAAAAUACAUACUGUAUACAAUCAAUUAUUAAAACUACACCCGUCCAAUGUGGACGUAUGGAUUAGUUGCGCUAAAUAUGAGUAUGAGAUCCACGCCAACUUCAAGAGUUGUAGAACAAUUUUUCAAAAUGGUUUGAGAUUUAAUGGUGAUUCUGCCAAAUUAUGGUUCGAAUAUGUGAAGUUUGAAUUAAACUUCAUUGCAAAGCUAUUGAAUCGUAGAAAGGUCAUGGGAUUAAUUAAUGAAAGAGAACAAGAAUUGGAUAUGUUGAAUGAUGAAAACAAGAAUGGAACAGAAGAUGAUAGUAUUAAAUUGCCAAGUACUGGUGAUGCUAUGAAGGACAAAUUAAACCAAUUACCUGAAGCAGAUAUGAAUAUGUUAGGUAACACCGAAACAAACCCAGCUCUUCGUGGCGAUAUUGCUCUGACUAUCUUUGAUGUAGCUAUCGAAACUCUAGGGAAAUAUUAUGUUAAUAAGCACAAGGGGUAUUAUGUUGGUACAAACACUGAUUUCGAACAACAAUUGAAUAAGGAUGCUGUUGAUGUAUUGUUUAAAAAAUCAAUGGAAUAUAUUGCUUUGUUCGAUAAGUUUACUGAUUUAGAUAGAUUAUAUUUGAUAAACCAUGUUAUGCAGUUCUGGAAAGGUGAUCAUUUUGGUAUUAACCUGGAGGCAGAUUGUCCUAAAUUAUACAUGGAGACGGUAUAUUUGGAUAUUAUAUUAAAUAUAAGAUAUAUGACUGUGGAGAACCUAGAUAUUGACCAAUUACAGAUGUCUGUUAAGAAAUACAUGGCAUAUUCUGUUAAGCUGAGUCCACCCGUUUUGAAGUCAGUCCAAGCUAAAUACAAGGAAUACAUUAAGGAAACAUUCUUGGAUGCUAUGGAAAAAGAAAGUGAUCCAAGAUUUAGAAUAUUAGAAAUGAUAUACAAUAAAUUAUAA
Maudiozyma barnettii is the source of this 1317-nucleotide messenger RNA. RefSeq names its product snoRNA-binding rRNA-processing protein UTP6 (gene UTP6). Gene Ontology annotation, biological process: maturation of SSU-rRNA from tricistronic rRNA transcript (SSU-rRNA, 5.8S rRNA, LSU-rRNA). The record is from RefSeq and is a predicted model, not a curated record. NCBI's taxonomy places the organism in Eukaryota, Fungi, Ascomycota, Saccharomycetes, Saccharomycetales, Saccharomycetaceae. Gene Ontology annotation, molecular function: protein binding; snoRNA binding. Bases 1 to 1317 code for a protein of 438 amino acids. The transcript has a single exon. Gene Ontology annotation, cellular component: small-subunit processome; Pwp2p-containing subcomplex of 90S preribosome.